Aphidius gifuensis is the source of this 2282-nucleotide messenger RNA. RefSeq lists its product as uncharacterized. The transcript is spliced from 2 exons. NCBI's taxonomy places the organism in Eukaryota, Metazoa, Arthropoda, Insecta, Hymenoptera, Braconidae. The record is from RefSeq and is a predicted model, not a curated record. Bases 1193 to 2155 code for a protein of 320 amino acids.
AAAAUUUAACGAAUAUAUCCAAAACAUAAAUAAAGAAACCCAUUCAAUUUAUCUAAGAUAUAACAAGUUUGUAGACAAUAGAAAAAAGUAUCAAAGAAAGUACUCCAGGUUGGAAAAAUAACUACACUGUUAAAAAUGUUUGCUUGAAAUUCAAUGUACAUGUAGUUGAAGCAGUUGUACAAUCACAUGUACUUGAAUUUCUUUUAAAGUACAUUGCACAUGAAAAAAAUUUCAACUACAGUACUUUAAAUUUAAGGUAGAAUGCUUGGAUUUUAAUGUACGGUACUUGAAAAAAAUUUCAACUCCGGUACUGUAAAUUUAAAGUAAAAUGCUUGGAUUUUAAUGUAUACAGUACCUAAAAAAUAUUUCCAGUAGAAAUUUGAUGCACGGGACUGCACUGUAAAAAAAGAUUUUAUAUAUACGGAUUUUUACAUGAAAAUUCAAGUUUUUUUACUGUAAAUUUAAAGGACGGUGCAUGAAUUUCAGUUUACAGCACAAAAAAUUGAAUUUUACAUCAAAAAAACUUGAAAUUUAAUGCAAAUGUACUUGAAACAUGCUUGAAAUUUCAACUUAUUUUUAACAGUGUAUCCUAAUAAUGAUCAGCGGACAAAAUCAAAAAUAUUCAAAGGAGGGAAUUCUUGGUGGAACAAUGAUUGUAAGAGUGCUGUCAAAAAAAGAAAAAUAGCCUUACUUAAUCUAAAAUACGAUCCUACUAGGGAUAAUUUCAUUGAAUACAAAAAAGCUCAAGCAACAGCUCGUACAGUGACUCGGAAUGCUAAAAAAGACAGCUACAAAAAGUUCAUAGAAAGCCUCAAUAAAUUUACUGAUCCCUCUUAUAUUUGGAAAAAAAUAAAAAAUUUUAAAAAUAGAUUCGCACAAAGUAGUUCUGGUAAUGAAUACAAACAAACAGCAGUUGAAUCUGCAAAAUUAAUUAUGGAAAAUUUAUGUCCUCCGUGGGUAUCAAAUAAUGUGCUUUUUGACCACCAAAAUCAAGACGGUUUUCUUGAUAUGCCAUAUUCUGUGGUAGAAUUCGAUUAUGCCCUCGAUAAUCUCAAACUAAAAUCAAGCCCAGGUCUCGAUGGGAUAGAUUACUUAACUAUUAGCUACCUUCCAGAUAACGCAAUUAAAGCUCUCUUAGAACUAUUCAAUGAUAUUUUAUCAUCUAGGGAAUUUCCACUAGAAUGGAGAAACUAUGGGCUCUUCUUUAUUCCAAAGAGUGAUGGUCAAAAUACUAUCAUGGUGGCUUGAACAUCAUAAGAAAUUUAAUAACUCUCAAUUUGGAUUUAGAAGAAAUAGAUCUUGCACUGAUAAUCUAUCAAUAUUAACAACAGAUGACCUUAAUGACUUUGAAAAAGGGAAUGAAGUGUCAGCAAUGUUUCUAGAUAUAAAAGGGGCUUAUGAUAACGUUCUUCCGGAUUUACUUAUUGAUAACUUAAAAAAUCUAGGUCUUCCAGGCAACCUUCUAUCAUUUAUAUACAAUUUAAUCUCAAGCAGAAAACUUCAUGCUAAGUAUGGAGAUUUCGAAGAAGUAGGGUGGACGAGUAAAGGUCUUCUUCAAGGAAGUGUACUUAGUCCAUUACUUUAUGCGUUAUAUCUGAAUAUAAAAGAAAUUGCGAAUCAUGGAUGUAAAAUUCUUGAGUUCGCAGAUGAUGUGGUAAUUUAUACUUCGAAUGAGAACACACAAAUCGGGAUAAAUAAUUUAGAAAGAGAUACAAAUAACGUAAAUAGCUAUUUGGAAAUGAAGGGACUAAGCUUAGCUGCAAACAAGUGCAUCUUCAUGGUAUUUAAUAAAUGUAGUGGUCAAGGAGGUCUGUGGGACAUUAAUCUUGACAGUAAUGUAAUAACUUCUUCUAGAAUAGUAAAACUUUUUGGUCGAUGGUUAUCUUCCAACUUUGAGUGGGAAAAACAAAUAUCUAGUAUUGAAGCAAAAUGCCAGACCCCUUUAAAAAUAUUAAGUUGUAUUCGUAGCACUUGGCAAGGGGCAGACCCUAUAGUUUUGAUCAGACUAUAUAAAGCCUUAAUUAGAUCUAGAAUCGAGUAUUGUGGUUUUUUAUUCCAUAAACUCACUAAACAACAAGCAAUCAGCAGUGCCGUAACAAGGGGUGGGCAAGAGGGGCAACUGCCCAGGGCGCAGUGUAAAGGGGGGCGCACUUAGAAGCGCGUCACAAGAAAAAAAAUAUUCUUUUUUAAACAAUUAAAAAAAAAAUUAUAUUUUCAGGAAAGAAAUUGACUACUCUCAUUUAUGAUCAUUCAGAUAUUUUGGUCACAUCCUUUUCUUAGCA